GAAACCGGUCCUGAUGGAGAUAGCUGUGUGGUGUGCAUUGAGCUGUACAAGCCGAAUGAAGUAGUGCGUAUUCUGACUUGCAACCAUCUCUUCCACAAGAACUGUAUUGACCCCUGGCUUCUGGAACACAGGACAUGCCCAAUGUGCAAGUGUGACAUACUCAAAGUUUUGGGUGUUGAGGAGGCUGUAGAAGAGGUCGAGUCUGUGCAAGUCACAGUAUCCAGUGAGGCAUCAAAUGUGUCUACAGCUAAUGAAGAUGAUAAUCGUAGUGAAACAGCGUCAUCUGGAUAUGCUUCUGUACAAGGAACAGACGGAUCUGUUCUGGAGGAACAUGCACCAUCAGAAAAUGACAACACGCAUCUUGUGAACAACGAAUCCCAGCCCCCUCCUGUGAAUGCUCUUCCACAUGCUGACAACCCAAGCUUUGAGGCAGAGGAAACACAAGUUCAUGAAGUCAGGUCCUAA
Messenger RNA from Nestor notabilis (Kea), 465 nucleotides. Its product is annotated as E3 ubiquitin-protein ligase RNF128-like. The record is from RefSeq and is a predicted model, not a curated record. The annotation marks the transcript as partial. The transcript has 4 exons. NCBI's taxonomy places the organism in Eukaryota, Metazoa, Chordata, Aves, Psittaciformes, Psittacidae.